AUGGAGACCGCCGUUCUCGCGCCCCAGCAGGCCAACCCGGCUCAAGCGGCGGUGGCGCAGACCAGGAACGCGGCGACCAUGGCCGCCAUGCGGAAGCUUGGCGCCGCCGGUGCCACAUCGGCGAGGAGGAAGACGCUCUGCGACAUCACCAAUCUGAGGCGGCCGCUGGCGGCGGCGGCGGCCGAUGAGUUGCAGCAGGACGGGUCGAGGUGCACGGACGGCGUGGAUGGAAUCGCGCGGUUGAUCAAGGAGAAUUCGGAUCUGGUGAAGCUCCUGGAGGAGCGAGACAAAGUCAUAGAGUUGAGCGGGGCUGAAGUACAGAAUCUGCGGCUGGCAAACUGGCAGCUUGCGCAGGCUAAUUCCCAGAUGUUAGCAGAGCUAAAUCUUGGCAAAAAUAGGCUGAAAUUGCUACAACAUGAGCUUACGUGCUCCAGAGCUGCCCUCAGAGUAAAAUCAUCGGAACUUGAGGAGGCAAAGAAAGCGCUGAAGAGCAGCAGACUCCAGCAACAGAAGAGCGCGAACGAGACGGCGCGGCACUUGGUCGCCGACAGAGCUGCAGCUGCAGCUGCACAGCUCAAGGAUGGAGACGCAGAGCCCCCUUCGGAUGCGUCGCGCGCCGCCAGUGCCAAGAAGUCUACCUGCAACGCCAGCCGGAAGAGGCUGCUGAGAUCUCGAUGUAACCAUGAUACCCCUGCCACUCUGGGCCCUGCGGUGGCGCCGACGAAGCUGGUGGCGGCGUCCAAGGAGAGGGAGAGCGCACAGAGACGCAAGUCCAUGAGAACGCCUCAGCCGAGUGGGCGCAGGGAAGACUUGUUCGAGAUAGAGGACGUUCAGCUCACCGCCGGCGGUGGAGAUGACAGGAAGGAGACGUCGUGGGAGCUGGAUUCGUCGGUGCAGUUCCCACGCAGGUCGUCGCUGGGGAGGCCGCUCCGGCGGGCCACAGAGAAGGUCACCUCCUACAAGGAGAUGCCUGUCAACAUUAAGCUUAGGAGGCCCUAA
Molecule: messenger RNA, 999 nt
Organism: Triticum turgidum subsp. durum (durum wheat)
Lineage: Eukaryota; Viridiplantae; Streptophyta; Magnoliopsida; Poales; Poaceae
Source: the annotation of a GenBank genome assembly